Molecule: messenger RNA, 2314 nt
Organism: Pantherophis guttatus
Lineage: Eukaryota; Metazoa; Chordata; Lepidosauria; Squamata; Colubridae
Gene: LMOD2
Product: leiomodin 2
Biological process (GO): actin filament organization; myofibril assembly; muscle contraction
Cellular component (GO): myofibril; cytoskeleton; striated muscle thin filament
Molecular function (GO): tropomyosin binding; actin binding
Source: RefSeq, a predicted model, not a curated record
UGAACAUUUGCCAACCAAAGCAGAUGAGGGCGCCUUGGAUUCAGUCUCUGUGAAUGCUGCAUUGUAGUUUCAGCUUUACAUCAGCCUGAUAACAGAAGGGACCAUGUCUGGCUUUGGCUACAGGCGAGAACUUAGUAAAUAUGAAGAGCUGGAUGAAGAUGAACUCCUUGCUUCUCUUACUGAUGAGGAGCUGAAGGAGCUAGAGAAAGAGUUGGAGGAUAUUGAGCCUGACCGGAGCCUUCCUGUGGGGCAUAGGCAAAAGAGUCUAACAGAAAAAACUCCCACAGGAACUUUUAGCCGGGAAGCACUGAUGGCCUACUGGGAAAGGGAGACUAAGAAACUUCUGGAAAAAGAGAGAAUGGGGGCAUGUGAACAGGAUUAUAAGCAAGAAGAAGAAGAAGAUGAUGAUGAUGGUGAUGAGUCAGAAGAAAUUAAAGAAGAAUAUUUUACAGGAACCAACAGUGAAAUUUCUGAAGAGGCACACAAUGAAGAAGAUGAUGAAGAGGACAAAGAGGAUGAGAAUGAAGAGGAUGAGAAGAACAAUGAGGAAUAUGAGGAAGAGGAAGAGGAUGAAGAAGAUGACAGAGAAGAAGAAGCAAGUAGUACAGAUGAUGAAGAGGAAUCUGCUGAAGAGUGUGAAAAACUUCCAAAUACUACAAAGCAAACUUCACUUAACAUUAAACUUAAAAACUACAAUGAAAAUGAAAUUGUUACCAAUGGUCACAAUGAAAAGGAAGCAGAAUAUUUGAACUACAGGAUGGGAGCCAUGCAUCCAUGUGGAAAUCCAACAGUGAUUGAAGAUGCAUUAGAAAAAGUUAGGAACAAUGAUACUGAAACUACUGAGGUCAAUUUAAACAAUAUUGAAAAUAUCACACCACAGAUGCUAACACAUUUUGCUCAGGCCCUACGGAAUAACACUGUAGUGAAGAUUUUUAAUCUGGCUAACACUCAUGCUGAUGACAAUGUUGCAAUGGCUAUUGCAGGUAUGCUAAAGGAGAAUGAACAUAUUGUGAGUCUGAAUCUAGAUUCUAAUUUUGUCACAGGCAAAGGGAUUAUUGCGAUCAUGAGGGCUUUACAGAACAACAAAGUUUUAACAGAAUUACGAUUCCAUAACCAAAGGCACAUAAUGGGCAGUCAGGCUGAAAUGGACAUGGUUAAACUUUUAAGGGACAAUACUGCUAUUGUGAAACUAGGGUAUCACUUUGAGCUUGCUGGACCAAGAAUGAGUAUGACAGGCAUUCUGACAAGAAAUAUGGAUAAACAAAGGCAGAAACGAAUGCAAGAACAGAAAGAACAACAGUCCAGUUGGGAUGGAGUACUAAAUCCAAAGGCCAAAGCAUUGCAGAAAGGAACUCCUGGUUCUUCACCGUAUUCAUCUCCUAGAAGUUCACCUUGGUCUUCUCCAAAGAUUCCUAAGAAAAUUUCAGCUCCUCAAAACCAACUUUCACCUCCCAAAAGUUCACCUAUGCCUUCUCCAAAGAUUUUAAAGAAAGCCACUGCUAUUAAAAACCAAUCUCCAUUGCCAUCACAAUCGCCGCCUCCAUCACCAACUGCCCCACCUCCUCCUCCUCCACCACCACCUCCUCCUCCUCCUCUUCUUCCGCCACCACCUCCUCCUCCUCAAAUAGUUGUAGAGAAAAAAGCACCCACCAGGAAUAUUGCUGAGGUUAUAAAACAGCAGGAAAGUGCCAAGAGGGAUCUACAAAAUAAGCAGAAGAAGAAAAAAAGCAAGAAAAACAAACAACAUGAGAAUGCAAUAUUAAAAGAAAUUAAAAAUUCAUUAAAGUCCAUCCCAGACAAUAUAUCAGAAGAAGGGUCACGUCCUUCAAGUCGACCUUCUACCCCAGUAAGAUCACUCCACAGUGAUCUUAUGGAGGCAAUUCGUGGAAGUAAUAUGAAGCAGCUAAGGCGGGUGGAGAUCCCGGAAGCUCUGCGGUAAAAGUCAGCCAUGAAAUGAAGAUUUGUACAAAUUCUCAAAGAGGUACUCAAUCAUUCUACAGUGAUAAAACAGGCUGAUGUAAACAGCUUCAAAAGUACACUCUUAGAUUUGAGAUAUAAAUAAAAAGUGCCUUUGAAACUUCAAGCAAUACUUUGAAGAAUUCAACAGUCUUUUUGUAAAUAUGGAGAAUACUUUUUUUAAUUUAAUAAGAUUUCUCAGAAGAAAUAGUUUAUGUAGUUAUUUAUGUUGAUAUCAAAUAGCACUUCAUGGAACAUGUCCUUUCUAUUAAAAAAGCACCUGUUCAAUUCACUGUGUUUCUUUGCUUGCAUCAUACACUUGCAAUAAAUAUGUUUUGAGUUUCCAAGUGGAAAAAAA